AUGUCUGGCGCAGCGGCGUUGAUGUAUCUGCUGUGCUUGGCUAUUUAUCGUGUGUAUCUUUCUCCGCUCUCUCGAAUACCAGGACCCAAGCUCGCCGCAUUGACCUACUGGUACGAGACCUACUAUGAAGUUUACAAGGGGGGGCAGUACUUUCGCGUUAUCGAUGACAUGCAUGCUAAAUAUGGCCCGGUUGUGCGAAUCACUCCGAAUGAGCUGCAUUUUGAUGAUCCAGAGUUCAAUGAUGUACUUUAUCCCAGUGCGGGUAAGAGAAAGAUAGACAGGCCCGAAUAUGCUGCGGCGAGGGCUGGGACUCCUGGAUCCAUUGUUGCCACCGCACAGCAUGAUGUCCAUCGACGACGCCGAAACGCGCUCAACUCUUUCUUUUCUGGUGCAAGCGUUCGCCGGUUGGAGCCCAUCAUCCAAGAGCACAUGGACAAGCUGCUAGUUCGGAUGCAAAAGUCCGGCGCACAAUGUCAAGUUAUUAAACCAUAUCACAUAUUUAAAGCGUGCGCGAGCGACAUUAUCACACUUUAUGCCUUUGGAGAUUCUUUCCAUUUUAUGGAUCGGCCUGAUUAUGGACAACCUUACUUCCGGGCAGGAGAGGCAUUUAACAGCAUGACGCACAUCUUCGGUGCUUUCCCAUGGCUGCUCACCCUCGCGACAACGGCGCCGGGAUGGUUAGUUAAGUAUCUCAAACCAGAGAUGACUGAGUUUGUGGACCGCCGAGAGUGGUGGACUCAGAAGGUCCGAGAAAUUAGAAAUUCUAAUGACCCAGAGCGAGCGAAGAAUACCAUCUUCGGGGGUAUACUAGAUAGUACUCUAUCGGCCGCGGAUAAGACGGACGAGAGAUUGGCAAAUGAGGCACAAUUGGUCGUCUUUGCUGGAGAAGGCACAACGGCGUAUACCCUCACAUCGGCUAUCUAUCAUCUGCUGGCAAAACCGGAGAUCCUACAGAAGGUCAAGGACGAGCUCGCCGCGGUGGUGGGUGAUGGGCGUCAGAUUCCAACGUUUCAAGAGCUCGACAGACUUCGAUACUUGAAUGCGGUGAUCAACGAGGUCAUCCGCUUACAUCCUGGCGCAAUGCACCGUCAAAUACGCGUCUGCCCCAACGACCCCAUCAUAUACAUAGACAGGGCACGAGGUGUAGAGCAUGUCGUCCCACCCGGGACAGUUUAUGCUAUAUCGCCUCUAACUAGCCAUAUGAACGGAAACGUAUUUAAAGACCCAUACGAGUUCAUCCCAGAGCGGUGGAUUGACCAUCCUGAAAUUUCAAAAGCAUUUAUGGGCUUCUCUCGAGGCACAAGAGCAUGUGUAGGAAUAACACUGGCUCGGCGUGAAUUGACAGCUACUUUGGCGACUAUAUUCAUCAAGUAUGACCUGUACCGCGGUCAACAAGGCCCAACUCUGGAACUCUACGAUACAGUCCGCGCAAGGGACAUUGAUGCAGCUAAGGACUAUAUCACCCCGCUGCCUGCCAAGGGAAGUUUGGGACUACGCGUAAGGAUCCGGAACUAA
This is a messenger RNA of Aspergillus caelatus, 1515 nucleotides long. Its product is annotated as cytochrome P450. The coding region runs from base 1 to 1515 and encodes 504 amino acids. The record is from RefSeq and is a predicted model, not a curated record. The transcript is spliced from 8 exons. Lineage: Eukaryota; Fungi; Ascomycota; Eurotiomycetes; Eurotiales; Aspergillaceae. Gene Ontology annotation, molecular function: oxidoreductase activity, acting on paired donors, with incorporation or reduction of molecular oxygen; heme binding; monooxygenase activity.